Sarcophilus harrisii (Tasmanian devil) is the source of this 1526-nucleotide messenger RNA. It is a transcript of the gene MOB2, whose product is annotated as MOB kinase activator 2. The transcript has 5 exons. Gene Ontology annotation, molecular function: protein kinase activator activity. The record is from RefSeq and is a predicted model, not a curated record. NCBI's taxonomy places the organism in Eukaryota, Metazoa, Chordata, Mammalia, Dasyuromorphia, Dasyuridae. Bases 59 to 952 code for a protein of 297 amino acids. Gene Ontology annotation, biological process: signal transduction; positive regulation of protein phosphorylation. Gene Ontology annotation, cellular component: nucleus; cytoplasm.
UUGGCUGGCCGGCAGAGGGAGGUGGGCAGGCGCGCCGAGUGUCCCGGGCACUUGCUGAAUGUGGUUGGACUCGUUUUCGGGCAGCCCCAGAAGGGAGGGAGCAGAAUCUGGUGACGGGAAGGAGUCCCUGCCCCGCGCCCCGGCCCCUCCGGGCUUUGUCUGGACCAUGGUCGGAGACCAUUGCAGCCUCCCCGGAGACAGAGGCGCGCUCGGCCCGCCCCCCAAAACUGCCCUGAGCUGCAAGAUGGUCCUGCGGGCGGUGGGCAAAGUGCUCAGGAAGUCCAAGGCGAAGCCCAACGGGAAGAAGCCAGCCCCCGAGGAGAAGAAGCUCUACCUGGAACCGGAGUACACCCAGUCCCGGAUCACGGACUUUGAGUUCAAGGAGCUGGUGAUGCUGCCCAGGGAGAUCGACCUCAACGAGUGGCUGGCCAGCAACACGACCACCUUCUUCCACCACAUCAACCUCCAGUACAGCACAAUCUCCGAGUUCUGCACGGGAGACAGCUGCCAGACGAUGGCCGUGGGCAACACGCAGUACUACUGGUAUGAUGAGCGGGGAAAGAAGACCAAGUGCACGGCCCCCCAGUACGUCGACUUCGUCAUGAGCUCGGUGCAGAAGCUGGUGACGGACGAGGACGUGUUCCCCACAAAAUAUGGCAAGGAGUUCCCCAACUCCUUCGAGUCUCUGGUCAAGAAGAUCUGCCGCUACCUGUUCCACGUGCUGGCGCACAUCUACGCGGCGCACUUCAAGGAGACGCUGGCCCUGGAGCUGCACGGACACUUGAACACCCUGUACACACACUUCAUCCUCUUCAUCAGGGAGUUCAACCUGGUUGACUCCAAGGAGGUCACGGUCAUGGAUGACCUCACGGAGGUCCUGUGCAGCGGGGGCGGCGGCGCGGGCGGGAACGGGGGCAGCGGGGGGGCACAGAACCACGUGAAGGAGAGAUGAGCCUUCGCGGGGGCCAGGGCGCGCACCAACCCGGGAACGGCCCAGCCCUCGUCUCUCUCUCCUCUGCACGGGCGCGUCCGCCUGCCCGCACCCCCGUCCCACGCGCACCCUCACGGGCGCCUGCUCGCGCACUGACUCUCGGCGGACUCAGGAGACGGGGCCCGGCCCCAGGACUCGCGGCUCGGCGCGCGGAGGGAGCCCCCGGCCGGAGCCGCGCCCGGCUUCUGGCGGCCCGCGCUUCCCUUGGUCCGGCCUUCUUCCUGCCUCCGGCCUCCCGCGCGGAGGGGCCGCCCCGCUUUCUGUCGGGAGAGUGACCCUGCCUCCCGAAGCGGACGGACGGCGGACCCCGGGCUGGACGGCUUCGCUUCUGGCGUCCCUUUGACCUGGAUCCCCUGCAAGCUGCCCCACCCCCAGCUCGUGGGCGGAGAGCUUCCUGCUGGUGACCGGUGGGCGUGGCCAGGGGAAAGGAAGGGUGUGUCCAGGAGGGGUCCCGAGAAGGGGCCAGGGCGGUGACGUCACCUUGGGCUUCUUUUAGUUCCUCUGUUCUAUAAUAAUAAAAAGAUCCUCCCUCAGG